This is a messenger RNA of Rhincodon typus (whale shark), 8746 nucleotides long. It is a transcript of the gene shroom3, whose product is annotated as shroom family member 3. Gene Ontology annotation, cellular component: apical plasma membrane; adherens junction; apical junction complex. The transcript has 11 exons. NCBI's taxonomy places the organism in Eukaryota, Metazoa, Chordata, Chondrichthyes, Orectolobiformes, Rhincodontidae. The coding region runs from base 893 to 6991 and encodes 2032 amino acids. Gene Ontology annotation, biological process: actin filament organization. Gene Ontology annotation, molecular function: actin filament binding. The record is from RefSeq and is a predicted model, not a curated record.
GCUGGCAUAGGGCGGAAGAGAUAGCAUAGGAGAGAAAGAGAGAAAGAAAGAAAGGGGGGCUCUGUGCUGCUGUUGCGACUGAGAAACUCCCGAGAGCCGCCAGUGGAGAGAUAGGAGUAAAGCGAGGAGGCGCUGUUGGUAGGAACUGCAGCGGCAGCAGGGGGAGGCGGCUCCGACCACCGACAGGGACACUGACUCCAGCAUGUACUCCCAGUGCCAACUCCUCCUGCUCCACAAAUCCUACUUCCAGCGAGCCGGCAACAGGCUCGCACUGCUACCCCUGUGCCGUCUGUGAUUAUAACCUGUGAUCUUUGCUGGAGGAGAUUGCAUGGAAGAACAUAAAAGCCCCAGGUGACUGGAAAUACACCCCCCCUUUUUGUGAUUUCUUCUGACAGGCGAGCAUCAGGAGCAAGGAGCAGUGACGGGAAAGCGCCUUCUCCCUCCCUCCCCCCAGAAGCUCAGUUGUAAUGGUAAAUAUGAAUCGAAUGGAGAGCGCAUAAUCAAUCAAGAGUGAAAAGUUUCUGCAGGCUGGUUGCUGCUUUUCUAAGUAUUUCUGUGCUUUUUUUGAAGAAAAACGCUCCUGACAUUUUAAAGGAAUUUUAGCUGCAUUUGUUUUGCUAAACCAUAAAGGGAGAGAGAAAAGAAACAUUGUGGAAAUGCGUGCGAGCAUCUUGCAGUCUGCCAUUGAGGUGGUGUUGUGUUUGAAGGAAUGGUGCUAAGUGAAAUGCACUAGUCCAGACGCUGUUUCUGCGGAGAAACAGAGCAGCCGGGCAGACACCAGGAUUUUGUCUUUCCCUCCGAGCAAGUUUCAUUGCAAAAAUAAAAAUUGCAUUUUGGAGUCUUUUAUCGGAGUAUUUCAUCUGUGUGUAAAAAGAGAGGUGGGGGUGGAAGGAUGCACCCCAGCGUGUACAGAGCAAAAGUCGAGAAGCAGAAAGGGAGACACAACUCUGUGACUGUGGAAGUGUUUCUGCAGGGAGGCGCUCCCUGGGGAUUCAGUCUGAAAGGUGGCCUUGAACAUGGGGAGCCGCUGAUCAUCUCCAAGGUUGAGGAAGGAGGGAAAGCGGACUUGCUAACAAGCAAACUGCAGGUGGGGGAUGAAGUGGUCAAUAUCAAUGAUGUGGAGCUGAGUGGCUACAGACAAGAAGCCAUCACUCUGGUGAAAGGUUCCUACAAGACCCUGAAGCUGCUCAUUCGCAGGCAGACUGAACUGACAGCCCGACCUCACUCCUGGCAUUCUACAAAAUUAGUGGAAAACCAACCAGACUCAAGCAUGAUGCAAAUAUCUCAGGGCACGAUCAGCACUCCUUGGCACCAAACCUACCAUUCUAGUUCUUCCACGAGUGACCUCUCUGGCUAUGAUCCCGGGUAUCUGAGGAGGAGUCCGGAUCAGUACAGCUCGAGGGGUAGUAUGGAGAGCCUGGACCACACCAACCCUCCGUAUCAUUCCUGCAGCUUGUCACCAUCCAAAUCCACUAAUAGCAUCGAUCAGCUUUCCCACCAUCAUAGCAAAAGGGAUUCUGCCUAUAGCUCCUUCUCGACCAGUUGUAGUAUUCCUGAAUAUCCAGCUGCACCCUUCCGGACUGAACGUUCCUAUUCCAUGGAAAACAUGCCUUCCAGGAAUAGUCUCCAUGAAGGAAUCAGACAAGCCGACAUAAAGUAUGUAAAAACAGUUUAUGAUUCCCACAGAGGAAUUUCUGAGGAGCAUGAGGUUAGCUGUCCUUCGACAAAGAGCUCAAAUAGCCGAGCCCAGAUGGAUGCCAGGAGCUAUUAUAAGUCCUACAGUGGUAACAGACACAGUAUUGGGCCAGUAUGGAAUACCCCGAGUAGGAGCUCUUUUGAGGCAGAUAAUAAAGCACCUCCUCUUCCACCAACCCGCAGUGACAGUUUCAUGGCAAUCAGAAGUCAUGAGAAACCUACCUCCUGGUCAAGUCUAGACGGACAGGCCAAGCCUGUUCGACCUCAGCCAAAGGGAGCACGGCCUCACCAUAUCAACACAGGUUCCUCUGGGCAAACCCACCCACUGAAGUCAGCAUUUUUAGAAGGACAACUCAAUACAGUAUUGGAGAAGAGCCCUGAAAGUAGCCCAGCUGUUCAGCCGAAGCACAGUUACACUCAAGCACCACAACCAGGUCAAGCAAUGCUGCCAACUGGAAUUUACCCAGUGCCUCAGCCUGAACCACAGUAUGCCCAGGCACCGACCACCAGCACAAACUGUCUGCAUCAAAACAGUAAUAACGGGUUAUUCUACCCUGCCCUAAGUAGAGAAAAUACACACAGUGCUCAGAAUUCAACUGAAAGGACUAAAUGUACUCCGUGCAAUGUAGAGGAAAGCAAAAACCAAAGCACUGUCAAUAAACCAGCUCUUUACCAAUCCAGCGCUAUAAACUUUGAUUCUAACAGUGAAUAUGAAAUGAACUCGGAACAUCCAGACGGACAGUAUACCCACUACAAGGUGCAUGUCUUCUCUGAUUCAAAAUGCUUUCCUGAUACAGUGCCUCCUGAUGGAGGCCCACUGCCUUGUCACAGUUCCCCAGCCAGUGCCAGCGUGACCGAUGCACAGUACCGUUGUAGAAAUAUCGAACCUCCACAAGCACAGCAGAGAAGGCAAAGCAGUGAGAAAGGCUCAGCCAAUCAGCAAGCUGAGAACUGGCAAGAAAGAGGUCAAACGGAUGGAGACGUUGGUCAGAGGAAAAUUGAAAGGGAAAAUCAUCCAGUUCAGAUGCAGGAUGAGAACAGAGACCAACAAGGCUCGCCUUUGUGGCAGAACCACCCAGAGAGCAAAAUGGUCCACCGUAGGCAACAAAGUUUGGACGCAAAAGCGUUACAGCAGUGGGAAAGUUACAAUGAUAGCCGAUCAUCCCAAAAAUGGGAUCUGGACUGCAAAGAGCAGGUUCCUGAACCACGGAGUCACUAUGAAAGGCAAUUGUGUCUGAAACGCUACAGUGACAUAAUCAAUACAUCUCCAUAUUCACAGCCAGCGUACGAAGAGCAGACUCAGUGCCAAGAGCAGCAUAAUAAAUCUAAUUUCAGCAGGUCAAGGUUCAGUACCAGUAGCACCCAAGGUUCCCAGAGUGGUCACUUUGGAAAGCCUGAAAUGACAAAACGUUCCUCUGUGCUUGAGACUGUCAAUAAGAUCGAGCAACGUGAGCACAACAGUGAGAAGUUUCCAAACAACCGACGCCUGCACUACAGUUCAGACUCUUUAAUGUCAGGCCACAAUUCCAGUGCCAGAAGUUCACUUAACUGCCUGGAUGAUAUGAACAACAGAUACAGUGUCGCAGAAGGGCAGCCAGCAAAGCAGCCAUCAACUUCAAUGAGCAACCUAAUAACUGCAGACAAGACCCCUAUCCUGCAUCACUUGACGUGUGAGAACAGAGAAGCCGGCACUAAAGUAGAGGAGCUGAGACGUCAGGAUGGUGAGCUGCAGCUUCCUGCUAAAUCUGCACAGAAGAGCAAACGUGCUUCACUUCCCAUCCAAAACAAGGGAGGCCAGCUCAGCAAGAGCAGAAGUUCUAUCCAGUUGAUGGAUAAAGGUGAGGAGGACACCUUGUGGGAAGAUGACCUCUCAGGCUCUCCCCCUGAUAACGCCUUUAACCGAGCUUACCGAAACAGUCUGAAGGACGCUCAGAGCAAGGUACUGAGGGCCACUUCUUUUCGACGUAAAGACCUGGAUUUAACCUCCCCGUAUGUGAACAAACCAAGCAUUCCUGCCAGACCCGCUUCGGCCCAUGUUGGCUCAGUGUCUCAGCCAAAGCUCUUGCACGUACCAAAGGAAAGGCAUUGCCUCACACCUACAGAAGUGAGGAAUCCGAACCCGGACUUCAGCAGCAAAGAGCUUCAAAACAGUCACCACGUCGCACGUAUCGGAAACAGGAAACGCUUGACGGCGGAGCAGAAGAAGCGAUCUUUUUCUGAGCCGGAAAAGAUUAAUGAGCUGGGAGUGUCAGAUAGCGAAAUCUCAUUUGCUGCUCAACAUAAACCAGAUCGAGCAUUUACUUUUCCCGAGGCCACGGAACUGCAGUCUGUGGCGGACAGGCGGAGGCUGUUCGAAAGAGAAGGAAGGACCUUGUCCACCGUGAACCUCUCCAAGCCUGAACUGAAGCAGAUCCAACAGAACGCACUCGCCGAUUAUAUUCACCGGAAAACCGGCAAAAGGCCGUUCGUGCAGGAAACGGGCGUGGUGAAGGAGCGAUCGCAGAGCGUUUACCUGCAACCGAGCAGAUCUGAUGAUCAGAGCCUUUCCUCCUGCUCAAGUAUGAGCUCACUGCUUGACCAGAGCGUCUACGGUCGCCAGCCUCUGGAUAGAUUGCCAGAGACCGCUCGUGUUUCCUCAACGCUCCCCCCUGGACUUCCGGGCAACUUUGAUUUAUAUAGCAGUGUACAUCAGGCUGACAACAGAGCCUCGCUGAACCGGUACAGAAUGAACAUGGAGCGCUCAUACGGCUCAGAAUUAACACUGAACAAAAUAGCUCCUCAGGAACCAGUCCGACCUUCUAAUCACUCCCAUCAAAAUCAAUCCCACCAUCAACAACAGCUGGCAUUCGAUAGGCAGUCAUCUGCCAGGAAUUCUGGAAAGUUUGCAUCUGCUGACAACCUACUGGAAAGAUCGGAAAACCCGGUGGCAGUCCACAUUCGGUCAAGAUCGUCACCGUCAACUGAAAUGAUCUCUGAGGAUGUUCUCUAUGCCAUGAAAAGACCUUUUGGCACCAGCACAAAGGAUUCUUCCUUCUCUAAGUUGAUGGGCACUGACUGUAUGGGCAGCAUCCAUGGUGUACUAUCAACAUCUGGUUCAAGAAUGCAACAAGUGUCCAGACCACAGCGUUCCGACUGCGGGCAACAGCUAGUGAGGGCAGCAUCACAAGACUGGUCUUAUGGCAAUGUAGGAAUAGACUGCAAAAGCAAGACUGCAGGAACACAUCUUCCAGCUGGUUAUGAGAAGGAGCCAAAGCCCAUGGCAGGAAGCAGACGGCCCAGUCGGAACGAGAAGCAAAAACCACGAGAAGGUUACCGGCCUAGAAGCACCUCCAGCCUCAGUCAACUGACCAGCACUGGCCGACACAGCCAUCGCUGUGCCAGUGAUAACUCACCAGUGGGCAAAGCAGCUUCGGAACAACACGGCAAAUCCUUCCCAAGAGUUCAUGAAGCUAUCAGCAGCAAACCAGCAACAGCAGGUCCGGAGUCCUUUCUAAACUACCAGCCAGAAGGAAUUACUGCUGAAAUAGCAUCAAAGAAGAAGACUGUGCCACCUCAGAGGCCUCCAGCUCCUAAAAUGAAAUGGGUCAAUUCAAUUCAUGACGACAACACAAAGCAGAGCCUAUUUCCCCCUCACGUUGCUGGGUUAACCUUCAAACAGUCUGAACAGGGGCAGGGUCCUGGCACAGCCAGCAGCUGGACCUGGGAGUCCGAGGUACCACCAGCAAGACCACAUUCACCACAGCCCAGCGGGCAAUUAUCAUCUUCUCCACUGCGCCUCAAGUCAUCUUCGUCGUCUUUUGCAGAGGAGGAUGAUGUGUUUAUCCAAGAUCUUGAACAGCAGGCCCUUAUCACCCAUUUCCACCCACCUCACCUUCCUCCUGUGCUACCACCUCCACCUCCACAGGAUCCCACACCCUUUCCAAGGGUUAGAGACGAGGAUUUUCCACCACCGCCUUCUCCCGUUAGUGUUGGCGAUCAGGCGGAGGAGCUGUUUCACAGGAAGGAGGGCGGAGCUAUGGCCAGGUUUCCAGACAAAGAUGCCGCAAAGAACAAGUUUCCGGCAAUGACCUAUACAGAGAGAAGUGACCAUACAAACCAGCCCUGCAGCUGCAAUGUUUCUACAGUGAAUGGUGAGCUGGGAAGUGCAUCAAUGAUCACCCCAGCAGCCGCAGAACAGACCCACACAACCCAAAUUGUGCAGCGCAGUAACCAGAGCUGGGAUACUUCAUUUGUUCAAACACAAAAGACUGCCACAAGCCAAGAACACUUGGACUGCGAACAUUCUCCUACGUCACUGGAAGUAAAUGAGAAGUCUCCCGAAGACCUCAAGUCCGAAGAACUUGCGAAGGAGAUCAUUGGCAAAGACAGGUCUUUGGCAGAGAUUUUAGAUCCAGACUCAAAUAUGAAGACAACCAUGGACCUAAUGGAGGGCAUUUUCCCCAGAAGCAGCACAGUGAGGCAGCAGACACAACACAGAAAGCCAAGGUUACAAAAAGUCAUUGACAAAUCUGUAUCAGAAGAAGAAAAAAAAGAAGAAAGAAAGACAGGAGCAAUUUCAGCACAUUGUCCCACUUACUACAACACAUCAGCUGUCAAAGCUGAACUAAUAAAUAAAGUAAAGGACAUGCAGAGAAAUUCUACAGAAGAGGAGGAAGUUGAAGAACCAGAUAUCAACGAGAAGAAGUCUGAGCUAAUUGAAAGCAUAACAUGCAAACUUCAGACACUACGGAAAGCCAAGGAGAGCCUAGCAGCUGACAUUAAAUUGAACAGUGCUCUGGGUGAAGAAGUGGAGACCAUGAUUAAAGGGCUGUGCAAGUCAAAUGAGUAUGAGAAGUACAAGAUGUUCAUUGGAGAUUUGGAUAAGGUUGUUAACUUGCUGCUUUCCCUGUCUGGCCGUUUAGCUCGUGUGGAAAAUGUCCUGAAGACUCUCGAUGAAAAUGCAAAUACUGAGGAACGUAAUCUGUUGAAUGAGAAGCGGAGACUUCUGACCAGUCAGCACGAAGACGCAAAGGAACUGAAGGAGAAUUUAGAUCGUAGGGCACGUGUGGUCCUGGAUAUCCUGGAGAACUACUUGACAGAAGAGCAAUUCCAAGACUACCAGCACUUUGUGAAAAUGAAGGCAGCACUGCUGAUGGAGCAGCGCGAGCUGGAUGACAAGAUCAAGCUGGGUGAGGAGCAGCUCAAAUGUUUGUUGGAGAGCUUACCUGCUGACUUUGUAUCACAAAGGACAGCUCAUUCACUUGCCAGUCACCCAGAGCCUGACACCUCGCAAGCAAAACUUACCUCUUCACUUUAAAAGGAAAAUGUAAGAGUUUUUUUUUCAAAAAUUCAGGUUUUAAUAGUAAAUCACUCAGAAACAAGAGUGAGGAGGGAUUUGUGGAUGAAGAAGAUGGCAUGUUUAAAUUGCUUUCAAAAUCUGUGUAUUUAUGAAACAAUGGCUAGCAAUUUUUGGGCACAAGAUGGUCCUGUGGGAGCUUAUUACCAGCAAAUCUGCAACAGCACAAAACUUGAAAAUGCUUCUGAGGCAUCUUGAGAAUCUUUUCAAAAGUGAUGUUAGAGAUACCUUUUAAAAACCCCUUCAAAGGAGAAUGGCACAACAAGAAGUCUCUGCUUGCAACUUAUUUUAAAAUCAAAAGAAAGCAUUUUUGUAGCCUUUCCAAUAACAUCAGAGCGUAACUACUAUUUAUAAUUUUGAUGUGUAAUUUUGAUCUGUACAUAUGCUAACCUCUUAUGGUUCCCCUUUGUUGUGUAGGGAAAAUAAUCUAAUUUUUGUAAGAAAAUAACUUUUGGAGAAAAGAAAGCAGACUAUGAUCACAAAAUGUGAUUGCAGUCUUGUGCGAUUUUGUUUUUUUUAUAUAUUGUUCAUGAUGAAGGACAUGGGACCACCAGGAAUAGAGAAAGCUGCAGUUUGGAAUAAGUUUAGAAUGGUACAUGUUGACGAUUGACUGAUUUUUCCAAAUUAAGUUUGGGCGAUGCUCAACUUUUAUGUCAUGAAGUACAGUUCAAACUAUCAAUAAUUCACUUUUCAAAUGAUGUUUAUAAACUUCAAUUUAUAUAUAUAUAUAUAUGCAUUUUUGUCCAAGUUUUUGGCAAUUGCGUGCGAGACAUGACCCCCAGUCAGUGGGUAAUCAUCCUUCUUACAGCUGGUAGACCUCAAUAAUCACUAAAGGAUAUUUAGCAUGGGUGACCAUGUAGGAAAGCAAACAUCCUUCAGUGGGCCCAAUAUUUAUAUCUCGGUUGGAUUCAAUUGAAAAUACAAUUCCAGAUGACCGAAGUCUGUGGAAAAAUUAGAAUGUGUUUGCCACCGAAGUAUUCUCCGUGAAUGAAGGAAAUUCAUGCAAGUACACUAUUAUCCAAACUUACCCUUUUUCUGAGUGUUCCUGUCCCUGUGUGUGUGAUGUGAUGUGAUGUGAUUUUAAAUUGUAGUAUUGGAAAUGCAGUUUACAGUGCAAAAGUGCACAGCUCCACCCACAGAGCUCUAUUUGUGUGGUUUUGCUAAUGCAUUGUUUCUGUUAGUAAUAAAGGGUUUUCUAACACUUGCUUUUAUUCCUUUUUAAAACAUUCAUUUUUCAUAUUCUGACUUCUCAAUGUAUUGAGCUGUGCGUAAACCACUGUACAUAAUACUAACUUUCUGAACAGUAGUUGCUGGCAUAAAUUAAGAGUAUUCAUUUCUCAGCCUCCGUCAGAUCUGGGUUUUAGUAUUUUUUAAGCUUUGCUGUACUUGACGAUAUGUUGCUGUAUGGAUAAUUGCUCGUUCUUGAUUGUAAUGCCAAGUAUUUUUUUAAUCGGAGUGUGAAUUCAGCCACCACUCGCUAUGGUCACAGCUUUCCAUAGCCAUUCUGAGUCUUUGUCCAACCAGUGAUGUGAAACACACUGCAUGGCUUCUCACAAAUCAGCCAUUUGUAUGGUAUGUGAAAUAAAUUAAAAGGAGCUUGCUGUACUUCUCACAGUCAAAUGUUUUGAUGAGAUGUGUUUUCAAACAGAAAUCAUGACAUUGAAGCUUGUAAACCACUUACUGCUGCAGACAAUAAAGAUGAUGUGUGUCAGCAAA